Molecule: messenger RNA, 2358 nt
Organism: Acanthosepion pharaonis
Lineage: Eukaryota; Metazoa; Mollusca; Cephalopoda; Sepiida; Sepiidae
Source: the annotation of a GenBank genome assembly
AUGGUCCAUUUCUAUAUUCGAAUACGUCACUUGCAUGAGACGCCAUUAUUCUUAAUAUUUGUCACUUUCUUUCUUUCUUUUUUUAUUUCUUUCAUCCACCUACCCAUACUUUCUUUUUCUUUCUUUCUUUUUCUUUUUUCUUUCAUCCAUCCUUUCUUUCUUUCUUUCUUUCUUUCAUCCAUCUACACAUCCUUCCUUUUUCUAUCUUUCUUUCUUUUACACAUCCUUCCUUUUUUUCUUUUUCUUUCUUUCUUUCUUUCUUUCUUUCUUUCUUUCUUUCUUUCUUUCUUUCUUUCUUUCUACCAAUCCUUCUCUUUUCUUUCUUUCUUUCUUUCUUUCUUUCUUUCUUUCUUUCUUUCUUUCUUUCUUUCUUCCAUCCAUCCAUCCAUCCAUCCAUCCAUCCAUCCAUCCAUCCAUCCAUCCAUUCUUUCUUUCUUUCUUUCUUUCUUUCUUUCUUUCUUUCUUUCUUUUACCCAUUCUUCCUUUUUUUCCUCUUCUUUCUUUCUUUUUUCGUUCUUUCUUUCUUUCUUUCUUUCUUUCUUUCUUUCUUUCUUUCUCCCUUCCCCCUUUCCUUCUCCCUCCCUCCCUUUCUUCCUCUCUUCCUUCCUAUCUUCCUUCCCUUUCUCCUUCCUUUAUUCCUUUCUUCCUCUCUUCCUUCCUUCCUUCCUUCCUUCCUUCUUCCUUCCUUCCUUCCUUCCUUUUAUCUUAUUGUCUUUUUUCUUUAAUGACUUUUCUUUUUUUACGGUGAACUUUAUCUAUCUAUCUAUCUAUCUAUCUAUCUAUCUAUCUAUCUAUCUCUUCUAUCUAUCUAUCUAUCUAUCUAUCUAUCUAUCUAUCUAUCUAUCUAUCUAUCUAUCUAUCUAUCGCAGUCUGUUCAUUAUAUAUCUAUCUGUUUCACUUACUUUACAGCCUGCUCAUAUAUAUGGAAGUAGCGUGAUAUCGAACUAUGGUGCUAUCUAUCUAUCUAUCUAUCUAUCUAUCUAUCUAUCUAUCUAUCUAUCUAUCUAUCUAUCUAUUUCAGUUUCUUUGCAGUCUGCUCAUAUCUAUCUAUCUAUCUAUCUAUCUAUCUAUCUAUCUAUCUAUCUAUCUAUCUAUCUAUCUAUACAGGCCCACCCACGGGUAUUUUUUUCUUUGCUUAUUUUCUUUUUACCCCCGGAAAAGGCCGGUGUUAUAACAGUAACCAUUUAUCUUUCUUUCUUUUUUCUUUCUUUCUUUCUUUCUUUCUUUCUUUCUUUCUUUCUUUCUUUAUUUCCUUUUUCUGUUAUCGAACAUAAAAACACCGUGAAAUCUCGUCUCGUCAACGGCGAUGAUCCAAUGCAAGAAUUUGUCGCCUUCCGCUUCGCAGAGUUUCGGCAGAUCCUUACAGAUUUCCAUUCCGCAUUCUUUUGUAAGAAUCCGUGGGAUCCACCUGGCACAGAUUUUGUUUCUUUCUCUUUUUCUUCUUCUUCUUCUGAAUGUUUCUUUUCUCUUCUCUGUGUCCUUGUUUCAUUUUUUUUUUUCAAAACUUUUCUCAUUUUUACUGAUUUCGUUUCGUUCCCGCUCUUCAUUCGUUUAUUUAUUUUUUUUUUUAUUCUUUUUCCACUUUUUAUCUUAAUCUUUGCAUUCUUCAUUGUCUUUUCUUUUUUAGUUUCUUUUUAUUUCCUGUUUAUUCUUCAUGUAAUUUUUAUGCUUUUCAUGUAUCUCAAGGAAAAUUUAUCGCAAUUUCUUCUUCUUCUUCUUCUUCUGACUUUUUAUUUUCUUCUCCUCCUCUUCUUCCUUUUUCUACUUCCCCUUCUCCUGAGCCUCCUCCUCUUCUUCUUCUUCUUCUAUUCCGCCCCCUCCUCCUUCUCUUUCUUCUUCUUCCCUUCCUCCUCUUCCUUUUUCUAUUGCUCUUCCUUAUUUUCUUCUCCUCCUCCUCCUCCUCCUUCUCCUCCUCCUCCUCUUCCUUUUCUUCUUCCCAUUUCUCCCCCUCCUCUUUCUUCUUUCCUUCUCCUCCUCCUUCUUCUUUUUCUAUUCCGCCUCAUCCUCCUCUGUCUUCUUCCCCUUUUCAUUUUCCUCCUCCUCCUCCUUCUCUCUUUCUUCUUAUCUCCUCCUUGUACGUCUCUCCUCCUCCUCUUUCUUCUUCUUCUUCUUCUUCUUUUUCUUCUAUUCCGCCCCCUCCUCUUUCUUCUUCUUUCCUUUCUCCUCUUCCUUUUUCCCCUAUCUCCUCCUCCUCCUCUUCUUAUAUUCUUCUUCUUCUUCUUCUUCUUCUUCUUCUAUUCCGCCUCCUCCUCCUCUUUCUUCUUCCCUUUCUGCUCUUCUUUUUUCCCCUUCUCCUCCUCUCUUAUCUCCUCCUCCUCCUUCUUCUUCUUCUAUCAUGGUGCCCCUGGUGUUGAGUAA